This is a messenger RNA of Blumeria graminis f. sp. triticale, 2439 nucleotides long. NCBI's taxonomy places the organism in Eukaryota, Fungi, Ascomycota, Leotiomycetes, Helotiales, Erysiphaceae. The record is from the annotation of a GenBank genome assembly.
AUGAACCUUGGGGCGCAAUUAUCUGGAAUGCAUUUAGAGGCACCAGAAAGUGGAAUCUGCAAUCCAAAGAUGGGCAUUUCCAGCUUGGAGGAGGAUUUGAGGAUUGAAGACUAUCUCAAUGACAAGUUACAAACGAUAUCUGACUUAAACGGUAUCGACGACUUGAUUCAUAAUGUGGAAAUUCAACAAAAGCAAUUGAAAAGACAACUGCAAGAUAUUAGUGUCGAGUUAACUGAAGCCUUAAUGGCGUCUAAAAAUCGAGCCUCAGUUAUACUGGAAAAGAUAGAAGAAUUUAAAACACAGCAGAAAAAUGCAAACGAACAUUUGGUGACAGUGUUAUACCAGAAUACCCCAGAAUUAGCAUUGUGCACGAUCAAAAGUCCAAUGGAACAGCUACGAAGAAUCAAACUUACACACAAAUACCUAGAUCUGCUUAAAAAUGUUGAACUACUCAAAGAAGAAUCGCAAAAACACCUUCACAUAGAUCCAAAGCUGUCUUUAGAACCCUACAUUCGGUUGAAAAAUAUUUCCAAAUUGCUACAAAAAUUACAUGGUCCUACAGAAGGUUCUGCUGUUCAUCUUGUAACUUAUGUUCAAGAAAGUACUGCUCAAUUGUUGGUAGAAAUAGAGAAGAUUUUGUGUCAAAAAUUCGAAAAAUUACUUGAAGAUUCUCAAUGGCCCAAUUCUGAAUAUCUCGUCACGGACGAAUGGAAAGAAUACUUCAAAGCCCUUCUAGAACUGCAGAUGUUAGAUGAGACUAAUGCCAAGGAAUCACUAAUUCUGCUCCCUAUGAGGAUUCUGACGCAAACCUUUGUCUUAAAAUUUAGAUAUCACUUUAUGAGUGAUAAACCCACUAAUCAUCCAAACAGGCUUGGUGAUUAUUUCUUCGAAUGGUUCCUGAUGACGGUAGAAAAAUGGGAAUUAUUUCUUCGAGGAAACGCAGGACCCCUAUUAACUGCUCAUUUUAGAGGAAGCCCGCUGUCAGGAAAUAGUAUUUACAUAGAUCCUGUUUCAGCCUUCAUUACCUCACUACUUCCGGUGUUACGGGAAAAAGUUGAAAGCUUGUGUAAAAACAUAUCGUCACAGCCCCAACUAAUGAGCCGAUUUAUAGCUCAAGUCAUGGAUUUUGACGAUGCGCUGCGCUCCAAAUUCGGAUAUGACGGAGGUAGUGUCGAAAAUGGAUGGUGCGGUCUAAUAAUGGAUGUUCUGCCCUCAUUAUUUGAGGGCUGGUUUGCAGCAGAAAAAAAAUUUGCACUUGACAGAUAUCACGAAAUUGUUCUAUCUAAAAAUAGUGGUGAGAUUGAUUAUGAUACGUCGACUUUGGGAAAAACGAAAUCAUCAUACGGUGCUACCCUGAUCACAGACUUGAUUGUAACUAUCACAUCAAAAUAUUGUAGGCUGCAGAAGUUUUCUCACAAAAUGGCUUUCUUGACCGGUAUACAAGCUGAAAUACUGGAUCUAUACUUUGGUCGUCUAAGUGACGCUCUUGAAUACUUUCAGACAGCAACAUCAGCUAUCGGUCGCACUUUGCAUGGCGUUACCAAAGAAGAAUUAGAGGAAUUACAAGGAGUCAAGGGUCUUGACAAGCUAUGCAGGGUAUUUUGCAGCUCGGAGCAUCUCAUUUCUGAAUUGAAAGACUGGUCCAAUGAAGAAUUUUUUAUUGUUCUCUUCGAUCAGCUACAAAAUAUGUUGGCAUCAAACAACCAAGAAAUUGAAGGCAUUAACAGCGAAACUACCGGGAUGAUAAAAAAAAGUGUUUCAUUAUCACUGAAUUCGGAUAAUGGCGGAUCAUUUUUUGGUAUCUCUAUAGAAGGGUUUGAACGUCUCAGAAAUAAAGCUGAAGCUUUGAUCAGCGAGGUCAUUAAUUACGAAAUCCCGUCCCUUUUCCGCCCAUAUAUUUUCCAGCCACAUUGGACUAUUGCAAGUGAUUCUGUGACCUCAAACACUACCAUAGACCUAAUCAGCCCUGAACUAGAUCAGCCGGUCCAGACAUUGCAAAUCUACGUGCAAUUUCUCUGUCAGACCAUAGCAUAUGCUCCAUUCCGCCGUGUCAUGCGUCAUAUACUUAAAAAUAUUGAAGACUUAUUAUGUAAUGAUUUGCUUUUUCAUCGCAACUUUAGCUACCUUGGUUCCACACGGUUUUCCCGGGAUGUAUGUACAAUCAAUAAACUAAUAAACAACUGGACAUCACAGGUAAAUCGAUUACCAUUUGACUUGCCCAAGUUGCGCGAAGGUACAUUACUAUUGAGCUUACCAGACAAUCUUAUAUCGGAGGGGAAGAAAUCUCUCAAGGAAGCCUUCCUAGCCUUAUUUUCUAGCAAUGAGGAAGCAUCAGAAAUGUUGAAAAAUAUGGGGCUGGCCCACUUAUCAAUAUCUCAAGCUAGAACAAUUGUAGGACGAAGAAUUAUUGAGAAUUCUGAAGAGGAUGAAAAUUAUUAA